CCAACAUCCAACCCAAUCACAAUGGCAGGUUAUCCUCCUCAGCAGCGUAAGUAUCCGCAAAGAAACUCACAAGAAUGGCUUGAAGGAUCACAAUUGCUGCACAGUAGCAUUCAUGCUCACCCAUCCCACCUCUCAUCACAUUCCUUUCCCUUUUCAGAUUUUGCUGCUCCACCACAACCCGGUCCGUAUGGCCCACCUCCUCCAGGCUACCCUAUGCAUCAUGGUGGUCCACCAAUGCAUCAUGGCUAUCCACCUCCAAUGCCACCGCCCGGAGCAGGAGGUCCAUAUCAAUCACCCUAUCCUCCGGGAGCUGGUCCAUCCGGUGGACCUUGGGCUGAUUCGCAUUUUGAUCAUCAUCCUCCGCCUCCAGGAUCGAUGCAUGGUCCACCUCCUCCUCAACCACAACAGCCACCACCACCUCCUCAGUCGCAACAACAACAAUCACAACCUGGACCGCCAUCUAUGGCAAGACCAGGAGGAUAUGGAGGAGCAAAUGGACCGCCGCAAGGACCCCAUUCUCAACCCAAUCCGGGCAAUGUACCACCACCACAUCCUCAAGGCAUGCAACAUCAAGGUCAACCACCUUAUGGCGUAAUGCCGCCUCGUGAUUAUCCUCCUGCACCCAGACCUGGGCCAUCACAAUCAGGUCCACAGAUGGGUCCUGGUGGGCAAUCACAACAAUCCAGGCAACAGCAAGGACCUCCUCAUGGAUUUUCACCUAGUACGCCAAGACCAUCAGCAUCUACAAAACGAGCAAAUGCUGGAUCUUCCUUACGCGAUAAAGAGCGUGGUACAGCCGGCGGAGGCAAUACGGGCAAGAGCGGAGGUCAAAGGCGAAGCGGUAAAGGAGGAAGAGGAGAAACAGCAAAUGCAAAAGCUGAAGCGGCAGCUGCAAGAGCAGAAGCAGCAGCAGCGGCUGCAGCAGCACAAGAUGAACCGGUACAAGAAAUCGUUGAUCGUAUACAUAGAGUUCAUUGGGAUACGGUGGAUAAUCGAGAUUUGCUAUACAAUGAAAUGCAACAUGCAUUAGCACAAACGGGCUCAGUCUUAUUGCUUUCGCCUGCACUUUCACGACCUUAUCUGCUCGCAUUGCACAGACUGACGCUGGAAAGGGACGCUCAAUUGAGACAAAUUGCUUUAUUACAUGCACAUCAAGUGGAAAAUCGCAACAAGGUGGAAGAUGAGGCAAGAAGUGCGAAAAAAGCGCGAUUGAGAGAAGAUAAAGAAGGCGGUGAAGGAACAUCUGAUGCUUUGUUGGAUCCUUCUUCUAGAGCACAUGCUACGCGCAAAUUGCGAAACAAAGGUCCUGGCGCUUCCCGUCGAAGUCUUUCGUUAAGAGGAAACAAUGGCGCUUUAGGACUAUCUGGAUCGGGCAGUGACGGAGAUGGAGCUUCGACGCCCAAAGGAGCGGGUAAUGGAAAUAAUGCUGAAACUGCUGCUCAUCCACUAUUGAGCUCUUUGCUUGAAUUGACAGGAUUGGCAGGCAGCAACGGGCAAGUAACAUCUCUACCGCCAAGCAACUUUGAUGCUCUGACCAGCGGAGCUGCAAGUGCUACUUUGUUGCAUUUGGGUGUUGGAGGUGGAAUGGGCGAUUCAAGUUAUAUGGCCAAUUUACGCGCAAAUUUACAAAGUCAUGGCAAAGGAAAGAAAAAGACCUCAGCAUCCAACAAAACCACAGUAAAUGGUGUAAGCACGGGUGUUGCUGGAGGAGGAGCUGCGAUCGAUACAGGCGUUCUGGCAAGCGGCGAAGAGGAUGAUGAAGAUAGUAAUUCUCGUUCAAUGGCAGCAGCAGCAGCUGCCGCCGCCGCCGUUGCUGCAGCAACAAUGGUCAACGGUACAGGCCGACUACGAUGGGAUCAAGGAAAGAGUGUAGGACAAUUGACGAGCGCAAAAGAUAUCGAAAUUGAAUCGGAUUUGAUCAAUAUACGAAAAGUCGGUAAUAAGCGCAGAAGGCGGUGAGGUGGUUCAGAUUGCCUCAUUGAUCAUGCUUGAUCCGCUCUUCCUUGCAACCUUUUGUAUUUGUUCUUCUAU
Molecule: messenger RNA, 2031 nt
Organism: Meira miltonrushii
Lineage: Eukaryota; Fungi; Basidiomycota; Exobasidiomycetes; Exobasidiales; Brachybasidiaceae
Exons: 8
Coding region: 22-1959 (645 amino acids)
Source: RefSeq, a predicted model, not a curated record